GCAGGAACCCACGUGUCCAACUAUCAGGAAAGCAGCACAAGACUGUGGACAGAGGGGAAUCUUGUGUGUACAUGUGAGGAAAGCCCCAUUUAUAGCCAUACACUAAGCUUUUUUUCGCUUUAUUACGUUUAAGGACAUUUUCACGAUGUCUUCGUUCAGGAAAGCCCUGAAAUCCCGGCAGAGGAACCACCAUGAAAGAUCUCAGCCUGGUUUUAGGAAAAACUUGGGAUUGCUGGAGAAGAAGAAAGACUACAAACUUCGAGCAGAUGAUUACCACAAGAAACAAAACACCCUUGCAGCCCUGCGAAAGAAAGCUCUGGAUAAGAACCCAGAUGAGUUUUACUUUAAGAUGAUCAACUCUCAACUGCAGGAUGGAGUUCAUGUUGCUAAAAAGGAAAAGGAGGAUGUUGAGGUGACAGAAGAGCAGAAGAAAGUAAUGAGGACACAAGAUAUCAAAUAUGUGGAGAUGAAAAGGGUUGCAGAGGCUAAGAAAAUCGAGAGGCUAAAAGGGGAGCUCCACCUUCUGGAUGCAGACAGCAAACAAAAGAACAAGCAUACAUUUUUUAUGGAUACCAGGAAAGAGGUGGAAUCAUUUGACCUGGCAGAGCACCUGAACACAGCUCCAGAGCUGGUGGGCAGAGUCUACAACAGACCGACUCUGCAAACUCUGGAGACCAAAAUCAUCCAGGCAGCUGCAGAGCCCACAAGUGUGGAGAAAUUGGCUAGACAGAGGAAGCACCAGUAUAAAAUUCUCUCCCAGAGGAUCGACAGGGAGAAGAAAAUGUUUGUAAUCAGCCAGAAGAUUCAGACACGCAAAGACUUACAGGAUAAGACAAAGAAAGUGAAGGUUAAAAAGGAGACGGCAAAUGCUGCAGCUAUCUACAAGUUUGAGGCCAAGAGGAAACGCUGAGGAGAAGUCAUCAGCAACUUUGCAAAGAGAAACCGGUGAAUUAAUGGAUUCUCUCAGACCAUCACCCAUGUUCAUGGGAUACAAUUCUUUCCCUUAAAUAUUGUUGCAGUUCUGUACAUAUUUAUCUAAGAAAUUUAGCUUCUUUUAAAUAAAAAAACAAGAAUAAA
Cheilinus undulatus (humphead wrasse) is the source of this 1077-nucleotide messenger RNA. RefSeq names its product UTP11 small subunit processome component (gene utp11). The record is from RefSeq and is a predicted model, not a curated record. Gene Ontology annotation, biological process: rRNA processing. The transcript has 8 exons. Gene Ontology annotation, cellular component: small-subunit processome; nucleolus. The coding region runs from base 146 to 910 and encodes 254 amino acids. NCBI's taxonomy places the organism in Eukaryota, Metazoa, Chordata, Actinopteri, Labriformes, Labridae.